UCGUCGAAACUUUCUUCACAAACGCUUGUAAAUCGGCUUUUUUUCGGUUUAUUGUUCGGUUUAUUGACGGUAAAGGGCUUUCCGUUUAUGACAGGCCAGGCAACUCAUAACCGUUUAUCUUGUGCUAUACAAAAAAAUUACCUCUAAAACAUCACGCCGAUGUUUACCAUUUAAUAUUAUAUCCGGCAAUGAAUAUUUCAAGAUUAACCAAAAGAUAUCCGUUACUGGAUGUCAGGAAAUUGUAUGAAAAUAAAAGUUGAAUGUUCAGAAUGUUUCCCUGUGUGCAUGGAUAAUGUAUUGUUGUUAAUUGUUAGUUUUAUUAACUAAACGCGGAAUAGACCACUCGAAGCGUCUCCAGGUUGAGACAGCCGUUAGCCACGCUCUAGUCGUCUCGGACGCAUGAGUCAGAGUGAGGGCGUCAUCUCGGUGGCUGCAAGUCCGUUUCGUUUCGGUCGCAAUCAGCCCCCGAAAGCGCAAGGGUAGUGAAUAUUUGGCGCUCGACAUGUUUACGUUGUGCAUGUCGCGGAGUUCUCCGCCCUUACAGGAUAACUGCAACAAAAACAGCACAAGGAAGAAACAAAUAAAAGGAGGCUAUUUGCUACGCUACAAAAAGGGAUUCUUUUGCAAGGCAUGGUGCGAAGAAUGGGUAGUCCUCUACGAAGAUUCAACCUUGGCUUGGUUCGCGGAUAAAAGUCUGAGCAGACCAAGGGGUUUUGUGAGAAUAAGUGACGCACCCGAUCUGUUGGCAGUUGGUGAGUGGACGAGGCAGGUACCAAGAAGACCAAGACUUUCGAAAGCGUGCCAUUUCGGACAACUUCUCGCAGUGGGAUGCAGAAGGAUGCACCAAAUCCAUUGGCUCAUGGCGGCGACGCCAGCAGAGAUUAAUGACUGGAUGACGGCCAUCAGCAACACGCUUCCACCUCCUCCACAACUGCCUCUCGAAGACAAACGUGUCGCCCUCAUGCAUCAUCAACAAGACUUCCCUAAUGGCCGUGCGGCGAUGGUUCCGAAUGGAGUUUGCAAUGGCAAUUGUCCUUCGGAGGAUGCGCAACCUAAAGCUGUUUCACGAGCCACUAAUAACCACAUCAACAAACCAAGAAAAGAGGCAGCUACUAAAAGAAAUUACGACAACGAUCACACGGUGAUAGAAGGAGUCGUGAUCGACUGGGGUCACGGCUGGGGUUGGAGUCAAGAAGUGGCCACUCACACCUCUUACAUACCCGACACUACCACAACGAUCAGUUCGACGGUAUUCUGUCACAGCGCCGAAGAUUACAAUAUGGGCGGCUACGACGAUAUCGAUUGGAGUGCUUUCGGCGAUUUUUGUUUUUAAGACCAAUUCGUAAACGCACAAGCUACAACGGUGACGAGGAUUGACGUUUCCUAAAAAGAGCCGAAUUUUGAAAACUAUAUUUUUCCCGGAUAUUUUUUAACAUCAAUUUACAAAAAAGUAGGGUAGCGUGUCGUGUGUCGAGAGCGUGAAAAAUAUUCUCUCUCAUGACAAAUAGAUCCAAACGUUAUAUUUUUUUAACAGUUGAGCGAUAUUUAUUUCAAUUAAGGGUCGACAAUGGUCGGCGGGAUAAUUUAUAUGCAAUGGUGAACCAAUUUCGAUCGUAACAAUUUUAUAUAUACGUUAUUAAGCUUAAAAAGGCACCAGUGGGCUAAACUUCGAUUCUAGCAUAUAAAAAAUAGCAUUUCAAAAAUACUUUAUAUCAACAACGUUUAUUAACGUGAACGUGAAAUUUAUAUAUGUAUAGGAUUAUCAUUUAUAUUUCGCCACCCACCUACAGCAGUAACUACAGGUGAAAAAUUGAUAUCGCCCAUUAUACAGGAUGUCUCAAAAUAAGUUAUUACAAAAAACUUUUCUUUUUAAUGGA
Cylas formicarius (sweet potato weevil) is the source of this 1877-nucleotide messenger RNA. RefSeq lists its product as uncharacterized. Gene Ontology annotation, cellular component: membrane. Gene Ontology annotation, biological process: regulation of cell differentiation. Lineage: Eukaryota; Metazoa; Arthropoda; Insecta; Coleoptera; Brentidae. The transcript has 7 exons. Bases 503 to 1333 code for a protein of 276 amino acids. The record is from RefSeq and is a predicted model, not a curated record.